UUUCUUGCGCCGGUGAAAACGCACGUUUUUCCCAUUUUCACCGACAUAAACAAAAGCUAUUUUUACACGAUCGGCCAAAUCGGAGAAGCAGCGUAAGUGCUUCAGCAGAAUUCUUUGUUUUCCGAAUUCGAAUGCGUGCAGUGGGUCUGUGUUCAUGUGGAUGUUGGCCAAAAACAAGACGGCGGCCAAUUAAAGCAGCAGCAGAAGACGAAGCACACGAUUUAUUGGGCAAUUGUGGCCAAGAAUCCCAAAGGGGCCACUUCGCGCUUGUAAACAAACGGAUAAUUGAAUGUAUAGCAACCCCAGUGGGAUUACCACUUAGAAGGACCACAUUAUCCAACCAUCAUGAUUUAUACCAUCAUUUGUAAGUGGUUGCCCACAGAUCGGCGCGUGUGUUAUUUAAAUUAGAUGAUCGGAUUAUCCCGAAACACGGAAACACUUAUGUAGAUAAGCCAAUUGCCAAGAAUUCGAGUGAUAAGUUGUGUCAACAAUUGGGGUACACACCCAACCGGAUCUGAUUAACUUGUUUCAGUAGAUGCGGCCACAAUUAAUUUGCACAACAAUGGACUGAUGCAAACAGUUGUUAGCCGAUGUCUGCCAAAAAAACAAUAAAUACAGCAAAAGGAAGGGCAGCCUCAGCUAGAACAACAGUCGCCAGAGCAGCAGCAACAAUUGCAAGAACUGCGGCAAAUAUUGCAAGUGCAACACCAACAACUGCAACAAUUGCCAGAGGAACAGCAGCGACAGCAACAACAGCAGCAUGCCACUGUGCCAGCCCGGCCAUAUCAACAUUUCGGCUAGAAUUCAGCAAUUUGCCAGUGCGCCUAUCGCUGCGUAUACGUAAUAUUAAAAAUAGGCUAACGCCCAGGCUGCAGGAUGAACAAGCGCAGCGUCAUCAUCGCGGGAAUCGUGGCUAGCCUCUUGGUCUUGGCGCUCGGUGCCAACUUCUACUUCAUGUACUACCUGAGCGCCGAGGAAGGUCACCUGGCCAGCGUUCGGGCGCUGGAGAACAUGAUCCGGCACAAGAUGCGCCACCUGAAACCCAACUACCUCAAUCGCAAUCCGCGCUUCUUUAUGUUCCGCAACAAGCUGCUCAAGAACUACAAGGCGGCGACGUACGAAAACGCCAGUGUCCUCUGGGACAUUGCGAACUGGUGGCCACAUGAAAACGAGGUCUAUCCCUUAUACGACUCAUCGAUGGGGCAGCUUUUAGAAACACUGCGCCGCGAACCGAUCACCCGGGUGAGCAACCUGGGUAAGGGCACGCAACUGAAGCUCCUGGUCCGCCUUUCCCAGCAGCAAAAGGUCAUCUUUAAGCCGCAAUGGUAUCCGCGGGACGAGGUCAUCGAUGGCAUGGUGUACAGUGGCAAGGAUCGCCACACUGCGGAAGUAUAUGCCUUCUAUCUGGGCGCCGUGCUCGACUUUCGAUGGACACCCAUCGUUGCAGGUCGAGUGGUGAACUUGAAGCGAGAGAUAUAUGCCAAAGGCGAUCCAGAGCUUCAGCAAACCAUAAACAUCGAAACGGACGAGGAUGGCAAGGAGAAGUAUUGCCUGUUCGGGAAGUGUCACUACUGUAACGAGGAGGAGGCCGUUUGUGGCGACGAAAAGCACAACAUUGAAGGUGUGCUAAUCUAUAUUGUUCCGGGAACGUUGGCAAAGCGGCGAUCGCCUUGGCAGCGCACUUAUAAGGAUGACAAGCGGGCGCCGUGGGAGGACGAUAUGACCUACUGCAAGGCGUUGAAAAAUAAAAUGGAGACCAUUCGUCUGCUGGACCUUAUAGAUGCGGCUAUUUUCGAUUACCUAAUCCAAAAUGGGGAUCGGCAUCACUAUGAGACGCGAGAAGAGCGCGUGGUGCUAAUAGACAAUGGAAAAGCCUUUGGAAACCCGAACAAGGAUCACUUGGACAUCCUUGCGCCACUCUACCAAUGCUGCCUUCUGCGAAAGUCCACGUGGGAUCGCCUGCAAGUCUUUUCCGGUGGCGUACUCACGGAAAUCAUCGAUAGGCUUUCGAAGCAGGAUGCCCUCUAUCCCCUCAUUACGGAUAAGCAUAAAAAAGGAGUGGAGCGACGACUUCUGGUGGUCUAUGCUGUUGUGGAGUACUGCAUGGACAUCGAGGGCGACAAAAUGUUCAAAACUCUGUAGUUCAAGAUUGAGAUUGUGGCUAAUAGCCAACACUAGAGCUUCCGGGACUCACUUUCCACAUCCUACUUAAGCUAAAGUUAGAUAGAGGAAUUAUCUUAUUAUCUUAGUCCAUGUUUUCCUUCGACGACUGUAUUUCUCCCAAAGUUUAAAUAUUUAAAUGCCGGAAACAGUUUCUCUUUCGCCGUUUUUUGUAUUGGACGUACUGAAUUCUAGAUUUCAAAAAAAUUGCGAUGCCAUCCAUUUAAAAAUUUUAGUCAAGCAAGUCCUAAUCUUACAAAAUUAGCUUUAACGAAUUAAAUGCAUAUACAAUAAUUUUUAAAAUUGAAACUCGGACAAAGCUAUUACCAUGAUAUUUCCCACAACUACCAAUUAUUAUUUGGUUUUCCAAUUGUUUUCAAAAAAUAUCCCUUACAUUACGAGUAUUCCUAAAAAUGUAACAACAAACCGAUCCUUAACAACAUAUCCGAUAGUCUAGUUUAAUUAAUAGUUACGGUUGUUAUUUAAUAGGUAAUAUUUUAGAAAAUUGCCAAACUUAAAAAUGAUAGUUUUGUAACUCAAAUGAGAAUGUGUAAACAAUCAAAAAUAAACUCUUGUCUAAUUCA
Messenger RNA from Drosophila erecta, 2744 nucleotides. Its product is annotated as glycosaminoglycan xylosylkinase homolog. The coding region runs from base 877 to 2142 and encodes 421 amino acids. The transcript has 6 exons. Gene Ontology annotation, biological process: protein phosphorylation. Gene Ontology annotation, molecular function: phosphotransferase activity, alcohol group as acceptor. Gene Ontology annotation, cellular component: Golgi apparatus. The record is from RefSeq and is a predicted model, not a curated record. NCBI's taxonomy places the organism in Eukaryota, Metazoa, Arthropoda, Insecta, Diptera, Drosophilidae.